This is a messenger RNA of Drosophila virilis, 873 nucleotides long. Its product is annotated as C-type lectin 37Da. Gene Ontology annotation, molecular function: signaling receptor activity. The record is from RefSeq and is a predicted model, not a curated record. Lineage: Eukaryota; Metazoa; Arthropoda; Insecta; Diptera; Drosophilidae.
GAGGCAAAGGCAGUUGACGUUGAACGUUUACAGUUAAUUAGAGUCGCAGCCAUCGAGCCAAGAUGCAUCCACAACAAGAAGCACACCUAAUACUGUUGCGCCUGGUAAUCCUGAGCUGCUGUUGUGCUCCGGCGCUCACCUAUCUGCCGGAUGUGAAUAUAUUCACAAACUACCGCACGGAGGUGUACAAUGGCAUUCCGUCGGACAUUGAUACGACACCGUUUAUACGGAUUGGCGACAACUAUUACUACAUUGAGCCGAUGAACAAGGUGAACUGGUUCCAGGCAGCGGCUGCCUGCCGCAUGAUGAACGCUCACUUGGCCUCCAUUGAGGAUAAGCCGGAACUGGAGGCGCUGGUCAAGUAUAUUAAGGCCAAGGGCUUCAAGAAUAACGAUUACUUUUGGAUAUCCGGCAAUGAUCUGGGCACCGAGGGCGCCUUCUACUGGCUAUCAACUGGCCGCCCCAUGACCUUUGCACCCUGGAACGGACCCAAACAGAUGCCCGACAAUUACGGCGGCAACGAGAAUUGCGUCCACAUGUUCGGCACCCGGGAGCUGAUCAACGAUGCCAACUGCAAAAUAUUGAUGCUGUACGUGUGCGAGGCCAGCGAUCCGAAGACCUUUAAGUUUACCUACAUCAAGUGGUAAACGGGACAAUACCUAUAAUUAUAUAUACAUACAUAUAUUUUGCAUUGUUUGUUUUUUUUUUUUUUGUUUUUUUGUUGUUUGUUUUUGCGUGCACGCAACACGGCAUUUAUUAGGUUGCCGCGGCAACGGCUUCCACUUCAUCAUAAUAUUAUGAUCGUUGUUCGACUUACGCAUAAAUUAGCUAAGUAUACAUUACACAUCAGUUGAUUUACUUGUAUGCAUAUAA